Hydra vulgaris (swiftwater hydra) is the source of this 1817-nucleotide messenger RNA. Its product is annotated as rhamnose-binding lectin. The record is from RefSeq and is a predicted model, not a curated record. Gene Ontology annotation, molecular function: carbohydrate binding. Lineage: Eukaryota; Metazoa; Cnidaria; Hydrozoa; Anthoathecata; Hydridae.
CAUGUGAAGGAAGCGAUCUUAAAAUUGAUUGUAAUGGUCAGGAAAAAAUUGAAGUGAUUUAUGCAAACUACGGUAGAACUUUGUCUAAUGUUUGUCCUGGUGCCUACGAUUCAAACACAAAAUGUACAAACGAAAAAAAAUCUCUUGAUAUUGUUCACAGUAGCUGUUCAGACAAGAGUUCAUGUAUUAUUAAAGCAUCCAAUACAGUAUUUGGUGAUCCAUGCGUGGGAACAUACAAGUACCUAGAAGUGAAGUACAAAUGUAAACCACAAGUACCUUUUGCACGAGCAUGUGAAGGAAGCAAUUUAAAAAUUGAUUGCAACGGGAAAGGAUUAAUUGAAAUAGUUGAUGCAAAUUAUGGAAGGACUGUGUCAGGAGUUUGCCCUGGAGCAAAUGACUUAAAUACAAAAUGUGAUAACAAAAAAAAGUCGCUGGAAGUAAUACACAAUAUCUGCUCUGGAAAGUCGUCAUGUAUUAUAACAGCAUCCAACGCAGUAUUUGGUGAUCCAUGCGUAGGAACAUACAAAUACCUCGAAGUGCAAUUUAGAUGUAAACCGCAAGUACCUUUCGCACGAGCAUGUGAAGGAAGCAAUCUGAAAAUUGAUUGCAACGGGAAAGGAUUAAUUGAAAUACUUGAUGCAAAUUAUGGGAGGACUGUGGCCGGAGUUUGCCCUGGUGCAAAUGACUUAAAUACAAAGUGUGAUAACAAAAAAAAGUCGCUAGAAAUUAUACACAAUCUUUGCUCUGCAAAGUCGUCAUGUGUUAUUACAGCAUCCAACGCAGUGUUUGGUGAUCCAUGCGUAGGAACAUACAAAUACCUUGAAGUGCAAUACAGAUGUAAAUCACUAGUACCUAUUGCACGAGCAUGUGAAGGAAGCGAUCUAAAAAUAGAUUGCAAUGGGAAAGGAUUAAUUGAAAUAGUUGAUGCAAAUUAUGGGAGAACUGUGUCGGGUGUUUGCCCUGGAGCUAAUGACUUAAAUACAAAGUGUGAUAACAAAAAAAAGUCGCUUGAAAUAAUUCAUAGCACUUGCUCAGAAAAAUGUUCGUGUACCGUUAAAGCCUCCAACAACGUUUUUGGUGAUCCAUGCGUUGGAACAUAUAAAUACUUGGAAGUGCAAUAUAAGUGCAAACCACAAUAUUCUGUUGCUCGAGCAUGUGAAGGAAGGGAUUUAAAAAUUGAUUGUAAUGGUAAAGGAACAAUUCAAAUAGUUAAUGCAAACUAUGGAAGAACUUUACCUGGUGUUUGUCCAGGUGCUAAUGAUUUAAAUACAAAAUGUGAUAAUAGAAAAAAGUCACUCGAAGUUAUACAAAACAGCUGUUCAGACAAGUGUUCUUGUACUGUUAAAGCCACCAAUGCAGUGUUUGGAGAUCCAUGUAUAGGAACAUAUAAAUACCUAGAAGUACAAUAUCACUGUAAAUCUCAUUCAAACGUUGUACGAGCAUGUGAAGGUAGUGAUUUAAAAAUAGAGUGUAGUAGUAAUCAAAAAAUUAAAGUAAUCCAAGCCAACUACGGUAGAACUUUGUCUAAUGUCUGUCCUGGAACACAAGAUUCAAACACAAAAUGUAACAAUGAAAAAAAUACAAUUGAACUUGUUAAUAAAAACUGUUCAGCAAAAUCUUCUUGUACUAUUAAAGCCUCAAAUGCAGUAUUUGGCGACCCAUGUGUUGGAACAUAUAAAUAUCUUGAAGUGCAAUACAGUUGCAACUAAUAAAACGUUUUUUAUUGUUCACAUACUCAUAAAUGUAUACUUCAAUUUGAAUUUAAAUGUAUUGAGUUAAUGAUGGUAUUAGUUUUUUAAAAUAUUUAAAUAAUGGAA